Molecule: messenger RNA, 506 nt
Organism: Guillardia theta CCMP2712
Lineage: Eukaryota; Cryptophyceae; Pyrenomonadales; Geminigeraceae
Gene: CPEA17
Product: phycoerythrin alpha subunit
Exons: 1
Coding region: 5-364 (119 amino acids)
Cellular component (GO): phycobilisome
Source: RefSeq, a predicted model, not a curated record
CGCCAUGUCCCGUGUGAUCGUCUCCGCCAUGCUCGUCGCCUCUGCCGCGGCCUUCGCCCCGUCCCCCUUCUCCGUCCCCUCCCUCCGAUCCUCCUCCUCCUCCUCCAUCUCCAUGAACAUGGAGGGCCCCAGGGGAGUCGCCCCCAUCAUCACUGUCUUCGACCACAGGGGCUGCAAGCGCGGAAAGGCUGAUUCCGAGUACCAGGGCGCCCUGGCCAACGGCCCUGAGGACGAGAUGCUCGUUAAGGUCGCCUACAAGAAGGUUCCUCUCAGUGCUGGAUUCGCCGACAAGGUCCUCCAGCAGACCCUCGGAACCUUCGGCCAGGCCCCCGCUGGAGCCAAGAAGGCUCAGGCCAAGAAGUAAGCGGCGCGAGGGGAGAGGACGCAUGCUGGGCUCUUGCUGGCAUCAGGGACCGUUUUGACAGGAGAGGGUUGACACCCUUGUUGAUGUGAGCUGGGAUGAAGCAGCGUAACAGUUUGAAAUGAAGUUUGCCCUAUCGUUGCUG